GGAACGACAACAAACUAUCUGCUCCGUCCUUACAACUCGCACAAUUACUGUUUUCUCCUCUACAUUUGUAAAGUUUUUCGUUACGCCAGCUCACCGGGGGGGGAAAGGAAAUGGAAAAUGUGCAUCUGGCAAUGGAGGAGGAUGAUCUUUACUCGGGCUAUAACGAUUAUAAUCCAACCUUUGACUCCGAGGAGUUGGAGAAUGAUGUGGACUUCCAGCAAGCUGUAAGGACAAGUCAUGGAAGAAGACCACCGAUGACUGCUAAAUUUCCUGGCACUGCCAUUGGAUCUCGGGCCUUAGGAACCUCCUUUGGGUCUCGAGUCCCUCUGGUCUCUUCGAUGGGAAGACCCAUGACUGGAGCUGUGCAGGAUGGAGCAGCUCGACCAAUGACUGCUGUCAGAGCAGCAGGUUACACGUCCUCCAUGGUCCGCGGCCCUACCUUUGAUCCUCUGGGCCAGUCCAAGGGCCCUGCUCCUCCACUUGAAGCAAAGAAUGAGGACACGCCCGAGGAGAAGAUCAAGAUCCUGGAGAAGAAAGUGAACGACCUGAUCGAGGAGAGCUGCAUGGCACACAGCAUCGGAGCCUUACAACUGGCUCUUGAAAAAGGCAAAGAGGCUGGGAGGAAGGAGAGGGCCCUCGUGAGACAGAGGGAACAGUCUGGGAAUGCUGAGCACAUCAGUUUAGACCUCACCUACUCUGUUUUGCUUAACCUUGCCAACCAGUAUGCAAACAAUGAAAUGUACCCAGAAGCCCUGAACAGCUACCAGGUCAUCGUUAAAAACAAGAUGUUCAGUAAUGCAGGCCGUCUGAAAGUCAACAUGGCCAACAUCUACGUCAAACAGAAGAACUACCCUAAAGCCAUCAAGUUCUACCGCAUGGCGCUGGAUCAGAUCUCCAACGCUCACAAGGAAAUGAGGAUCAAGAUCAUGCAGAAUAUUGGAGUGGUCUUUGUCCGCAUGGGUCAGUACUCAGACGCCAUAACGUCUUUUGAGCACAUCAUGAGCGAGAGUCCAAACAUCAAGACCGGCUUCAACCUCAUCCUGUGCUACUUCGCCAUCGGGGAUAGAGAGAGGAUGAAGAAGGCCUUCCAGAAGCUCAUCUCUGUUCCUCUGGGCAUUGACGAUGAAGACAAGUACAUCCCGACUAAUGACGACACCAGCUCAAACAUGGUCAUUGAAGCCAUUAAGAACGACAAACUUCAUCAGAUGGAAAGAGAUCUGAAAGUCCUGGCUGAGAAGUACAUCAUGACUGCAGCCAAGCUCAUCGCUCCGGCCAUCGAGACAUCUUUUGCCACUGGAUUUGACUGGUGUGUGGAAAUGGUGAAAAGUUCUCAGUAUGUCGAGCUUGCAAACGAUCUGGAGAUAAACAAAGCCAUCACCUACCUGAGACAGAAGGACUUUAACCAGGCUGUGGAGACACUGAAGACGUUUGAAAAGAAGGACAGCAGAGUGAAGAGUGCUGCAGCCACAAACCUCUCUUUCCUCUACUUUUUGGAGAAGGACUAUGACCAGGCUGACCGAUAUGCCGACCUCGCCAUGAAUGCUGAUCGCUACAACCCCGCAGCACUUAUCAACAAAGGCAACACGGUGUUCGUCAAGCAAGACCACGAGAAGGCUGCAGAGUUCUUCAAAGAAGCUCUGAGGAACGACUCGUCCUGCACGGAGGCCCUCUAUAACCUCGGUCUAACAUAUAAGAGACUGAAUCGUCUGGAGGAGGCUCUGGACUGCUUCCUGAAGCUCCAUGCUAUUCUGAGGAAUAGCGCCCAGGUCAUGUACCAGCUGGCCAACAUAUAUGAGCUUCUGGAAGACACUCAGCAGGCGAUCGAGUGGUUAAUGCAGGUCAUCAGCGUAACUCCCACUGACCCCCAGGCACUGGCCAAACUGGGAGAGCUGCACAGUGGGGAGGGGGACAAAUCUCAGGCUUUCCAGUACUACUACGAGUCCUUCAGGUACUUUCCCUCCAACAUUGAUGUGAUAGAGUGGCUUGGUGCUUACUACAUCGAGACGCAGUUCUGUGAAAAGGCCAUUCAGUACUUUGAAAGAGCCACACUCAUACAACCCACCCAGGUGAAAUGGCAGCUCAUGGUGGCAAGCUGCUACAGGAGAAGUGGAAACUACCAGAAAGCUCUGGAAACGUACAAAGACAUUCAUUGCAAGUUUCCAGAAAACGUCGAAUGCCUGCGUUUCUUGGUGAGGCUGUGCACCGAUAUGGGACUCAAAGAAGUCCAAGAAUAUGCCACCAGGCUGAAGAAGGUGGAGAAGAUGAAGGAGAUCAGAGAACAGAGGGUGAAGUCCGGGCGGGAGGGCAGCACCAGAGGUCGGAGAGAAGGCAGAGAGGGCAGCGCUGGGAGUGCUGGCGUCUCCACACCUGUCCUCACCCCCCCUAAGAAGACCGGCACUAUGGACAUGGAAGUUAAAGCAGUUUCUCAAUCUGAGCCUAAACAACCCAGUCCACUGUUGGACUCAGGGAGAGACAGUGGCCACAGCAGCAACAGCACUAAAGGAGAGCGUCUGAGCGCCAAGAUGAGGUCACUUCCUGGUUCGAAUGAGCCCUACGAGGCGAGCAGCCCGAAAGAGAUCGAUGCAUCUUACGUGGACCCUCUGGGGCCUCAUAUGGAGAGGCCGAAGACGGGCGCCAAGAGACGCGUGGAGGACGACGACUUUGCAGACGAAGAGCUCGGAGACGACCUGCUGCCCGAGUAGAUGCUCUGACGCCUUCAGACCAAACUGUCAGAACAUUUCUUAUUAACUCUUCUGAAAGGCAGGACACCCAAACGUUCCAGGAUGUUUUAUAUUUCAGGGGUACUGAUGAGAGUCCAGUCACUCUGCUGUUGUGACUUCUGAGUGUAGGAGUGUGAUGUUUAAUAACUCAUCUUUGCCUUAAAUCUAAAUAUCUUUUAGAUCUAGUUGUAAAUCUGAGGCUCAGUUCUCGAAGAUAAAUAUUUAUUUAGAGUUUCUGCAUACAUGCAAAGCUCUACAGCUGUUUGCAUUUCCAUCUUCUUCUAUUAGGACAGUUUUCUUCCAGCUCUGAGCUCCUGCAGAAAACAUUUUAAAAAAAAAAACACUGACACGGAAAUUCAAGUUUUCAAAUUCGACUCUGAGCUAACGGUGAUUACAAACAUAUUGGAUGGAGUGUUUAUAAAUUCCUGAGUUUUCUGGAGAACACUUUUCCUCCCACGAGUACAACUUCUUCAGCGCUCACCCGAUACGCUCGUGAACGCCCUCACACACCCUGAAAGCCCUUGAAUCCAGCGAUGGGGCGCGGAGCCAAAACAAUGAGAAACAUAUCACUGUCCUGGUCAUUUUCGACUGCGCUGUACGUUUCCAUGUGUGAGCGUGGGAACCUUCUGGAAAAUGCAUCAACAUGGAGAUACCAAACCCAGAGAAAUACGUCCAUGUGCCGCCCUGUUCCUGUAGUUUUAUACAUCUUCUACUUAUUCUAAAGAAUGUUGGAGUGUAAUAUUUAUUUUUCUAGUUUGUUACUUUGUUGAUGUACAUUGUAUAAUUAAAAUAUUUAAAUACUUUA
Labrus mixtus (cuckoo wrasse) is the source of this 3525-nucleotide messenger RNA. RefSeq names its product intraflagellar transport 88 homolog (gene ift88). Lineage: Eukaryota; Metazoa; Chordata; Actinopteri; Labriformes; Labridae. Gene Ontology annotation, cellular component: non-motile cilium; ciliary basal body; ciliary base. Gene Ontology annotation, biological process: intraciliary transport; inner ear receptor cell stereocilium organization; non-motile cilium assembly. Bases 111 to 2702 code for a protein of 863 amino acids. The transcript is spliced from 27 exons. The record is from RefSeq and is a predicted model, not a curated record. Gene Ontology annotation, molecular function: kinesin binding.